Metarhizium acridum CQMa 102 is the source of this 1104-nucleotide messenger RNA. NCBI's taxonomy places the organism in Eukaryota, Fungi, Ascomycota, Sordariomycetes, Hypocreales, Clavicipitaceae. The record is from RefSeq and is a predicted model, not a curated record.
AUGAGGGCCAACCGGCUACUUUCUGUUUCGGCCCUACUCUCGUCUGCUGCCUCUUGGGGCAUCAAAGUAGCGCCGCUUGAGCCAAAUCUUGACCUCUCGCUUGAUAUUUUAAAUGGGAUCGAUAUUGACCCUAAUAUUAUCGGCAAGACUGUUUUCGAAAUUAUUUCCGAGAGCAAGCCCGGUGAAGAAGUCAAGCCCGGUGAAGAAGUCAAGCCCGGUGAAGAAGUCAAGCCCGGUGAAGAAGUCAAGCCCGGUGAAGAAGUCAAGCCCGGCUUAGUCUCAGGUCGAAACGUUUUCAGCCGCCAGGCGCCUAGAAAUCCCACUCUGAUGUCAGCGGAAGAGGUUGCCAAGAUAACAGCAGCUGUGACAAGCAAGCCAGGAGUAUUCUAUCGCGGCGAUUCUCGUCCUCCUGAAGAGAUAUUCAAGUUAGCUAAGGAUAUUCCUGAUGGCUACUGGGUUCCAGGAAUUUUUCCCCUGGAGAAAAACCCUGCUGCACGAGCAUCUCACGCCUACGAGGUGACCAAGGAAAAUCCCGCCGACAAGUCCCGCAAGACUAAAAAUGAAGAGUACUCGCUGAGGUCGGCUUCGAAAUGCACUAUACUCAAGAGCCGAGCAGGUGGUAGCUGUGACCCAGCUGGGUGGGCAGACGUCGAGGAAACGGGGCUUAAGAAGCCUGCUCCUGGGGGUACGGAGGGUGGUAAAGACAUGAAACGACCCGUGGGACAAAAAAUCGCAGAGCGCAAGUUCCUGCAAUUCAUCGGCCAACUAGACUCUAGAUCCAUUGGUUCUCUUAUCAAGGGGCUCAAGGAUGGCGAGUUCACUUUUGCCGAAGUUCAACUCGCCUUCAAGAUGGCACUUUCAGAGGCCAUGGAUCACCGCUGGACUGACUUUGAAAAUUGGGAAAAGGCAGCAGAAUCACUCAAGAAUAUUGUUGAUGAUAUUGUCUCAACGGCCCGUUUUAAGACGCCGGUUGGAUACUGGUCCAAUGUCAUUCAAAGGCUACCUGAUACCGCAAAGGAAAUUAGCAAGGGAAAGACUCCUGAGGAGAAACUUGAAAUUGCCAACAAGAACGUUACAAGAGUGAGAGUCUGUGUAUUAAGUUAA